This is a messenger RNA of Mercenaria mercenaria, 2844 nucleotides long. RefSeq names its product dynein axonemal assembly factor 5-like. Gene Ontology annotation, biological process: inner dynein arm assembly; cilium movement; outer dynein arm assembly. The transcript has 10 exons. The record is from RefSeq and is a predicted model, not a curated record. Lineage: Eukaryota; Metazoa; Mollusca; Bivalvia; Venerida; Veneridae. Bases 32 to 2548 code for a protein of 838 amino acids. Gene Ontology annotation, cellular component: cytoplasm. Gene Ontology annotation, molecular function: dynein intermediate chain binding.
GUUUCAAAACGAGGCGUUGCGACAAACAAACAUGGCUGCCGUUGACCAAAAUUCCAAUGCGGUCGUGCAAGGAUUGGCACGUCAUUUAAAUACGUUAGGGGAAGAAAACAAAAUUGCACGCAGAAAAGCUUUAGAAAAUAUUCGCAAAGACACGGUUUCUAGAAAACCACCACUCAAUACUCCAGAAGUCAAGCCAGUACUGAACGAAUUGUUAAAACCAUUGUUGAAGGAGUUUUCGGAUCCGGCUGAAAAAUGCAGAGAACUGUCUUUAGACAUAAUACGAGGUUUCUUAAAAAGGGUAGACACGCCAGAAGAGUAUCUACCGUAUGUCAUGCCAGUUCUAGUUCAAAGACUUGGUCAGCCAGACAUUACUGAGCCGUCGGAAGAAUUGCGGUUACUUUCAGUUGAAUUUCUUAAGGAAAUUCUAGAAUGUUCUGGGAAGAAUCUUGCUAUCUAUUUGGAUGAUAUCAUAAAGAUAUUGCAGCGUACUAUCAUAGACCCAUAUGCAGAAGUCAAAAAGUUAGCUUGUCAGUGUACAUCCAUUUUGGCAAAAGCCAUUCCAGAACAUUUCCAUGCGCAGUCAGAAUCUCUUAUCAAACCAUUAUUGCAAUCUGUAUCUCAUCAACACUCUAAAGUUAGAACCAUUGUAGUUUAUACAAUAGGAGAUGUGAUACAGUAUGGUAGCAAUAAACCAGUGGAAACAGUAGUGUCACACUUGGCUCAACGACUUUUUGAUCAGACUCCUGCGGUCAGAAUGGCAGUCAUCAAGGUGACUGGUAACUGGAUGUUGGAUAUGUGUGAUCGCUAUUCAUUCUGGAACAAACUUAUUCCUCUACUUCUAACUGGUCUUUCUGAUGAACAACCAGAUAUCAAAGAAACAGCUGACUCUCUCUGGCAUGACGUUGGAUUAAAAUUUGCAAAUGAAAAUGAAGAUGAUUUGAAAGACAAGAUGGAUUUUGGAAAAGGAGACCCUUCACAUUACCCUCCAGGAGUGGAACGUCCAAAUCUGGGAUGUCGUACCUUGAUGAUGCGUCAUGUCUCGAGAAUACUGCCUGGUUUGAUGCGAGAUGUGGUUGACUGGGUGGCUGAUACAAGGAAGAAAUCAGCUGGUCUCUUGUACUAUCUGUUGCUGAACUGUGAGGAGUACAUUACACAGCACAUGGAACUUCUCACAUCGGGCAUGUACAAGGCAUGUGCUGAUGAGGAGCAGUCAGUUGUCAAAGAUAUUCAGAGAGCGGCAGAGUUAAUUGGCUACUUUGUUGAAGUUGAAGUUUGGAGUAAGCUGAUCUUGAAAAGUGUUCAAAACAGUCAACAUUACACAUCAAUCAUGGUACUGUCUUCAGUGAUACGUGGAACUGCAAAGGAAAAUCUGAAACCUUACUUACAGAAAAUCCUUGAUACACUUAAUAUACCAGAUGUCUGCCAGAGUGUUCAGGUUCCAGUACAGGUGCAACUGUUGUCAUGUUUAGAAUCCCUCCUGACAGUAUCAGGUACGGACAUUGCCGAGUCAUCACAGUCCACCCAGUCUGUGUUCAGUCUACUACACACAGUAUUAGCUAUACAACAAGGGGAGCUUAUCAAAGAUAAGGUGUUUGAGUUGUUAGACAAAUUAGCUGGUCUCGAGGGACUUGUUAACAGAAAACAGCUGUACCAUAGCCAUACGAAGCCACUCCUUGACAGUUUCCAGGACACUUACAAAGUGUGGACAAUACAUUCUGUAGAAAGACUUAUCUUUGAUGUUCUCAUUCUAGAAGCAGGCCCAGUGGUUGGUGACUUGCUGGAAGAUGUAAUGCCGAUAUUGACUGCUAACUUUGACCCAGACAAAGAUCCAGAAGUUCGGCUAAAAUUUUUCUCCCUUCUGUCACACCUUAUGAUGAAUUGCAAGGACACAGUGGAUUCUGGCGAUAAAUUUGCAGAAUUUGCAGAAAUUGUUGUGAAGAAUAUGAUUCUGCCAAACUGUGUGUGGAAGGCAGGUCGUGUGGCCAGUGCAAUCAGAACAACAGCUGUAUCUUGUGCUUGGGCACUUCUACAGAGUGGAGUUCUUACUAAGGAAAAGUUGGAACCUGUGCUAGAUAACGUUAUCACCCAGAUGUUGGCAUGUAUGGAUGACGACAAUAAGGGAACCAGGCUUGUUGCCUGCAGAGUCAUGACCCGUACUUUUGACCUUGCUGGUGCGAACAUCAACCAGGAUCGUCUGCACAACAUGUACCUAGAAUUGUUGAAAAGGCUUGAUGACAGUAGUGACGAGAUCAGACUGACUGUAGCUAAGACCUUUUUGGCAUAUCUUGACAGUUUUGAACAGGCUUAUGAUGUUCAGCUUUAUAGAGCUCAUCUUGAAGCAAUGUAUAAAGGUUUGCUAGUCCAUCUAGAUGACCCUGAUGAGAAAAUACAGGAGGCAAUAUUAGGUGUUCUGAAGAAAGCAGGUAGUCUGCUGCCAGGGAUGCUGAUACAAGAGGUGGAAACAACUAAACAUAAACAUAGAUCAAAGAAAUAUUGUGAAGAUCUUGUGUCAUAUUUACAGAAACUGUCAACUGAAACACAGUCGUAGCACAUACUGUCUGUUACUGGAAUCAUUGACCAUUUAAUUAUCAUACUGUAACUAGAUCUGUCUGUUUAGCUCACCAGAGCACAAUGUGUCCAAGGUGAGCUGUUGUGAUCACUCUCUGUCCAUGUCAUGUGUCUGAGGUCUGUUCACAGUUUCUCCUGUCAAGAUCUCUCCCUGAGACCAUGUGACGGAAGUUUAUUAAACUUGACGUAGUAGAUGUUCCUUGGUUGGUCCUUUUCAAAACUUGUUCAGAUGAAUCUGUUUGGCUGCACAUAAUAUGGGCCAGAAAAAUAUCUUUU